AUGCCGGGAAAAACAGCGGACACUCCGCGCAUCACCAAGUUCACCAACUGUCGACUGGUGCGCGGCUCAAGUCUGGUUGAGCAAGACCUCUGGAUUGAUUCCCUCACAGGCAAGAUCCUCAAAGAUCAAGAAGCCUUCUAUGAGCUAUACCUAUCCCCCGAUGAGAUCAUUGACCUGGGAGGCCGUAUCGUCGCCCCGGGAAUGAUUGAUGUCCAACUCAAUGGCGCCCACGGAUUCGACUUCUCAGUCCCCGCUGAAACCAAGGAGAAGUAUGACGAAGGUCUCCGCAUGGUGAACAAAGGCCUGGCCCGGACAGGGGUGACCUCCUACCUGCCCACCGUCGUCAGCUCCACAGCCGAAGUAUACCACCAGGUUCUACCCUCUCUCGGCCCAACAGCCAAAGUGCACCAGCCCACAGACGGAGCCGAGUCCCUCGGUGCCCAUGCCGAAGGUCCCUUCAUCAGCCCAGGCCGCAACGGCAUUCACAAGUCCGAAGUCCUGCUCGCCGCAGAGACCUUCGCCGACAUCCUCGCCUGCUAUGGCGCCGACAACGUCCACCCCAACCCCAUCAAGAUGAUCACCGCGGCCCCAGAAGUCGGCAAAAUGAUGGACCAGAUCCCAGAGAUCGCCAAGCGCGGUAUCAUCUACUCCAUCGGUCACUCAGACGCAACCUACGAACAGGCCGUCACAGCCACCCACCAAGGAGCCCGCAUGAUCACUCACCUCUUCAACGCCAUGCGUCCCUUCUACCACCGCAACCCUGGCAUCUUCGGUCUACUGGGUCAGAGUGAGCGUCGCAGACCCUUCUACGGUGUCAUCGCAGACGGGAUUCAUCUGCACCCCACGAGCAUUAAGAUUGCCUACAAUGCCCACCCCGAGGGUCUGGUUCUGGUCACUGACGCCAUGCGUCUGUGUGGCCUGCCCGAUGGAGUCUAUGACUGGACCAACGGAGAGAGAAUCGUCAAGACUGGGGCGCGGUUGACCCUGGAGGGAUCGGACAAGAUUGCUGGGUCGUCGGCCACACUGAUUGAGUGCGUGAACAACUUCCGUCGCUGGUCAGGCGCUUCCACGGCAGCGGCUAUCAAUGCGGUCACUGCUGUGCCGGCUCGAUUGCUGGGUCUGGAGGGUGUCAAGGGCUCAUUGGAGAGUGGGGCCGAUGCAGACCUGGUCAUUCUGGGCGAGUGUGAAGAUCCAUUCUCGGGUCCUACCUUGACGGUGGAUCAGGUGUGGAAGUUCGGUGCUAAGAUCCAUGACACUGAUAAGACUGUAGUUUGA
This is a messenger RNA of Penicillium salamii, 1275 nucleotides long. The record is from the annotation of a GenBank genome assembly. NCBI's taxonomy places the organism in Eukaryota, Fungi, Ascomycota, Eurotiomycetes, Eurotiales, Aspergillaceae.